This is a messenger RNA of Racocetra persica, 279 nucleotides long. NCBI's taxonomy places the organism in Eukaryota, Fungi, Glomeromycota, Glomeromycetes, Diversisporales, Gigasporaceae. The record is from the annotation of a GenBank genome assembly.
GGAUAUACCACAAGAUUUUAGAAUAUAUACAUUAAAAGAUGUUGCGUAUCCUAACUUAAAGACUAUUCACAGUAGUAAAGGUGUAGGUGAACCUCCAUUGUUUUUAGGAAGUUCUGUAUUCUUUGCUAUUAGGGAUGCAAUUAAAUCUGCAAGACAAUCUAAUAACAACGAAGCUAUUGUAGUUUUAAGCUCACCCGCAACGCCUGAAAGGAUUAGAUUAGCAUGUGAUGAUGAGAUUGUAAGAAAUUGUAAAGUUGAGAGAAAGGACGGAGAGAGCCC